This is a messenger RNA of Zalophus californianus (California sea lion), 5341 nucleotides long. RefSeq names its product dynein axonemal assembly factor 2 (gene DNAAF2). Gene Ontology annotation, cellular component: cytoplasm. Gene Ontology annotation, biological process: axonemal dynein complex assembly. The transcript has 3 exons. The coding region runs from base 814 to 3303 and encodes 829 amino acids. Lineage: Eukaryota; Metazoa; Chordata; Mammalia; Carnivora; Otariidae. The record is from RefSeq and is a predicted model, not a curated record.
GGAGAGGGAGAAGCAGGCUUCCCGCCGAGCGGGGAGCCCGAUGCGGGGCUCGAUCCCAAGACCCUGGGAUCAUGACCUGAGCCGAAGGCAGACGCCCAACGACUGAGCCACCCAGGCGUCCCCAGCCUUUGCCAUUUUGAUAGGUUAUGUGUGAGAUUUUACAUUUGCAUUUUUACUAUUAAAGUCCUGGGCAUGCGACUCUUGAUCUCGGGGUCCUGAGUUUCAGCCCUAGAGUGUAGAGAUUACUAAAUAAAAAAAAUAAAUAAUAAACUAAGAAUAAAAAGUCCUGUAAGCCUACUGAUCAUUUGUUAUUUAUGAAUAACCUGCCCAUAGCUCUUGCCCCACAUGUGAGUUGUUAUAGGGCAAACUCGAUGGUGAAAUGUCUAGAAAACUGAAAUGUCCGUUUGGUAAAGUAAAAAGUGUACAUAAGUUUAAACUUGAAUUACAGCUUGUGAAUACGAUAACGUACAUAAAUGCUGGAAAUUAUAAUUAUUGUGGCCGUUAUUCUGCAGAACUAAUUGCACCAUGGCACAGGGACCUAAAAAAGCAGCAUGUGCCGUAGUGGGUUGAUUUGAAGGAACUAAGAGGCUAUCUGUGGCGCUUCCACCAGCCGGCUCCAAUUCCUGCCCCUCCUCGCGGCGGUUGGCGGUGUCACUAUGGCAACGACCACGCGCUGCCCCAGGCUCAAUUCUCUGGCGGUUACCGAACUGGGCCGCCCCACUCUCCGCAGACCAGCGACUCCACGGCGCGUCCCACCCACCUGGGUCUCGGGUCCAUCUCCUCCCGCCCGAGGGCUAGGAGCGGCGGGGCAGCAUGGCCAAGGCGGCAGCCUCUUCGCCGCUGGAGGACUUGGACCUGAGCGGAGAGGAGGUCCAGCGGCUCACCUCAGCCUUCCAGGACCCGGAGUUCCGGCGAAUGUUCACCGAGUACGCCGAGGAGCUCACGGACCCGGAGAACCGGCGGCGCUACGAGGCGGAGAUCACCGCGCUGGAGCGUGAGCGCGGAGUGGACGUGCGGUUCGUGCACCCGCAGCCGGGUCACGUACUGCGCACUAGCCUCGACGGGGCGCGGCGCUGCUUCGUGAACGUGUGCAGCAACGCGCUGGUGGGCGCGCCCAGCAGCCGACCCGGCCCCAGGGGCACGGCGGCCGGCAGCCAGUGGUCCCUGCCCUACAGCCUGGCUCCCGGCCGCGAGUACGCGGGGGGCCGAGGCACCCGCUACACAGUCUACGACGUGGUCUUCCACCCAGACGCGCUCGCGCUGGCCCGGCGCCACGAGCGCUUCCGCCAAAUGUUGGACGCCACGGCACUGGAGGCCAUCGAGAAGCAGUUCGGCGUGAAGCUGGACCGCAGGAAUGCCAAGACCCUGAAGAUCAAGUACAAGGGGACUCAGGAGGCUGCCGUGCUGCGCACGCCCCUUCCCGGGGGCGUCCCGGCCCGGCCCGAGGGGGAGCCGGAGAGCCCUCUCCCCGAUUUCCCCUACCCCUACCAGUGCCCUGCGGCGGCCGGAAACUCACUGGUCCCCCCACCCCAGGCGCCCUCCCCUCCGGAGGCGGUCCUGCAGCUCGCCCCCACCGAGCCUCGCUACAGCGUGGUGCAGCGCCACCACGUGGACCUCCAGGAUUACCGCUGCUCCCGGGACUCGGCCCCCAGCCCGGUGCCCCGGGAACUGGUGGUCACCAUCGAGCUGCCGUUGUUGCGCUCGGCCGAGCAGGCGGCGCUGGAGGUGACGGGAAAGCGGCUGUGCCUCGACUCAAGGAAACCCGACUACCGGCUGCGGCUCUCGCUCCCGUACGCAGUGGACGACAGCCGCGGCAAGGCGCAGUUCAACAAGGCCCGGCGACAGCUGGUGGUCACCCUUCCCGUGGCGCUCCCCCCCGCGCGCCAGGAACCCGCCGUGGCGCCGGAAGAGUCCGUCUGCAUGUCCGGAACUGACGGCGCGGCCUGCGCUUCCGCUCGCAAGGGGGAGAUGGGCCCGGUAGGGGGUUGUGCCGGUAACGGUGGCCCGGAUCCCAGGCCACCCGGGGCUGCGGACGCCGGGAUCACCACCCCAGCCGCCGCUGUGGAGGAGCUCGUCUCCGAGCCGGAGGAGCAGGACUUGGACGAGCAAGCGGUGUGGACAACGGGCAUCGAGGAGGAGCCGCCUACCGUAGCAGGGAACUCACCUGGGGACGGUGGAGGAGGCUCCCCGGGUACUUCAUCUGGGGACCUUGACAGGGGGUCUUUUGCAGGAAGAGAGAGUGCGCGUGGAGAUUUCGGAGUUGAGACGCGAGUGAUCGGGGAAGGCGCGGGCCGGGAGCCCUCCGAUCGAGCCAUGGAUGGUCCCGGGACCGGCAGCAAGGAACCUUUGUGUCCUCCUUUGCAUUGUAAUCAGGAUGAAGAAUCCCUGACUCUGCUAAUUCAAGUGCCUCGGAUCCAACCGCAAAGUCUUCAAGGGGAUGUGAGCCCCUUCCGGUACAAAUUAGGCUUCUCCACCCAAGACUCAGUUUAUUAUUCCUUUUUUUUGCAAUUUGCUCCGGAGAAUAAAUUGAGUACCAAAGAACCUGUGGCUAGUAUUUCUUCAAACAAUGCAGUGAUAGAACUGGCUAAAUCCCCAGAGUGCUAUGGACAUUGGAGAGAGUGGUAUUAUGGUUUAAACAAGGAUUUUUUGGAGGAAAGGCUGUUUGUCAAUGAAGAAAAUGUUGAUGAGGUGCUUGAAGAGGUCCUGAGCCCUCCAUUUAAUCAGACAAUGUCCUUAACCCCACCAUUAAUUGAAGUUCUUCAGGUUACUGAUAGUAAGAUUCAAAUUCAUACAAAGUUGCAAGAAUGUAGUAACUCUGAACAGCUUCAUGAAAAGGAAGAAAAAGGCACUGAAGGAAGUCAUCUCCCUGAAAAAGAAAAUACAGAACAUCCUACCACCUCAACAACUGAUUCUGAUUCGUCUAUAGCAGUUAAAGUACUAGAAACAGACAGUUGUGGUUCAGUUGUAUGCUUGCAACAAGAGUCUCUUGAUGUUUCUCACAUGCUGUUUGGAAAGUCUCAGCAACCUGAGUCAAAAAUGGAACCUGAAUUUAUAAAAGAAAAAAGUCCUGUUUACUCAAAUGAGGAAAAAGAUGACUUAAAAGAACCAAUGAUAACAGAAGAGAAAGAAUUAGAUGGAGAUGACCUAUCUUCAUUACUAAACAAAACUACAGUUCACAAUUUACCUGGUCUUAACAACAUAAAAGAAACCAAUAUGCAGGAUGGUAGCGUGCAGUUUAUUAAAGAUCAUGUGACUCAAUGCGCAUUCAGUUUUCAUAAUUCUUUGCUGUAUGACUUGGACUAAUUCUAUGUAAUUUUAGAGUUUAAAAGUUUUUUGGACUUAAAAUAGAUUAUCUUUCUGUUAACUACUAUCUUAAAGUAUUCAAAAAGUAUAAAAUUAAAAUUUGCAAUUUUGAUUCUAAUGGGGAAAUUAGAGAGAAUUUAUUUUUUUGCCCAUGUAGAGUUUAUACAAAGUUUUCUUAAUCAUGGAGAUUUUUGUGAUUCAUCUGAUAGAUGUAUAUUUUUUCUAAUGGGCAAACAUUUAGUUUUAAUGCAACCUGUAUAUAUUUGCUUGUUUGUUUUUGGCUUCUUUUGUUUACCAUUACUUUAAUAAAGUUUCAAAGUAAAUAUUCACUAAGUUGUGUCUGUUACAAAAAGUAAUUUUCAAGAAUGCAAUUAACUAGAAAUUAAUCAGUAUGUGUGUGUGGGUAGGCGUAGAAUCUCCAAACUAUGCCUUUAUGUUUCACCAAAUAGGAGGUAUUUAUGCUUGAAAUAGAGAUUCUUAGAACUUUACUAACCAGUAUUAACUAUCCAAUUACAAUACAAAUACACUGAAUGAAAUUUAGUAUUUUUGCUUCACCUCUUUUAUGUGUGUCACACACACACACUAUAUAUAUAUAUAUAUAUAUAUAUAUAUAUGUAUAUAUAUAUAUAUAUAAAGAGAGAGAGAGAGUUAUAAGGUUAUAUAGUGAUGCCUUUAAAAUUCAACUUAAGGGCGCCUGGGUGGCUCAGUUGGUUGAGCAACUGCCUUCGGCUCAGGUCAUGAUCCAGGAGUCCCGGGAUCGAGUCCCACAUCGGGCUCCCUGCUCAGCGGGGAGUCUGCUUCUCCCUCUGACCCUCCCCCCUCUCAUGCUCUCUCUCUCUCUCAUUCUCUCUCUCAAAAUCUUUAAAAUAAAAAAUAAAAUUCAACUUAAAAGAUGUUUUUGGAAGUUACUGUUACAGUAUUAAAACAUUUCUUGGUUUUAUAGAAUACAUUUAUCAAUUUUUUAAAAAGCUUUUAAGUAAUCUCUAUACCCAAAUGUGGGGCUCGAACUUAAAACCCUGAGAUCAAUAAGUCAAACACUCCACCAACUGGGCCAGCUAGGUACCCCUACAUUUAUGAAUUUUAGAACAAUUAAAAAUCUGGGAAUUUGCUCCCAUAGGAAAAUUGUCUUCACUGUAUUACAUGAAAACAAACCAAAAAGCCAGUGUUUUCUAGUCAGUUUCUCUUGUAAUAUCUAAAAAGGGCAACAGAUAAUUUAUCUUAACAGUGGCUAAGUUAUUAAUAUUUAUAUUGGAGGCCAGGAGAAAAUCCGAAUAGGUUUUUUUCCUCACAAAAAUUUUUAGUACCGCAUGAAAGAAAAUGUAGAAAGGAAAAUAUUUGUUGAUCUAAUUGCAGACCCCAAAGCCAUGAGCUAGUUUAUCUGAUCUAUUUCUGAUUCAAAAUAGCUAAUUCAAACCUCUGGUUUCCCUUAGUCCUGGAAAUUAACUCAUUUUUUUAGUCCUUUAAACUGGUAAAAGUCAGAUCAGAGCACCAAAAGCUAUCACAAAGCCUGGCAAUUCAUCCUGAUUUACAUUUAGAACCCCUAAAAUAUCUGGAACCAAACUGGGCUGUGAGGGUAAUAUAAAUAUAGCUCAUAAAGCAAGAGAUCUAUUUUGUUCCACCUAGAACGACCACAUGCAUUUUGUCAACCAUAAUAUGACUCUUAAUUUGAUAAAAUAAUUUCAAAAUUGUCCAUUUAAUACACAAUUUUCUUAGACUGAAAUGAGGUCCUAUCUACACAGAAAUUACUCUGAGUAACUUCUGGUUGAAUGCAAUUAUAUACUAUUAAGAGAAACUUCCACAUUAAAUAUGGAAUAAAUUUUAAGCAUGUUUCCUAUUAUUUACUGUGUCCUUUUAAAAAGUAUAAUUUCAGUUAGAGCUGGCACUAGAACAUUUUCACUUUGGCAUAACUGAACUUUCUAUCAUUUCUGGCUUUCGAAAACAAUUUAGUCUGUAUUUUACUUACACAGCAGCUUUUUAUUGUUCAUUAUCUAUGCUUGGCUAAUUUGAAAGCCAGUCUCUUCUAAAGGGAAUGCAUUGU